AGUUCAGUAACUGGAGCGCCUAUUCUAAAUUUCUUGGCGUUGGAGUGAAAAUCUUCGUGCCCGCGCAAAUUUUAACCGAAGCUUGAAACGCUUUGAAAUAUUCAAAUUUUCCGUUGGUCUAAAGAUUGCAGAAUCUGCGUCUCUUCCUUUCUUUAUCUUUGGCUUCUUUUCUUUCUUAUAUUCUUCUGCUCCCUUUUCACAUUAUAUCACCAUCCUACGUUGUUCUGCAAUCUUUAGAUUCAAAGAAUGACCGAAGCGGGAGUAUAGGAGCGAAAGAAGCUCAAAAGAUUCCAUCCAGACUUGUUUUCAUCUUUUGUAUUUUAUCUGUCUAUGUAUCCAGCGAUUCCCAUCUUUCUUUUUCUAUAGUCACUGGUCAAUUUUUAUAUCUUUUCUGUUGAACACCAAUUGCUUGUGUGUCGUUCGCUUCAACUUUAACCCUAUCUAUAUUUAUACCCCUACUCCACAUGACUUUGAAAUGAAGCCCUGUCUCUUUAAAUUCUUUCACUUUCUAUGAAUCAAACUGGGGAUAAGUGAAACUAAAUUUGGUUCUGCAUAGAGUUGAGUUGUGUGGGAAUAGGAGGGGAGAAUGGUGGUGAAGAGAUCUAUUGCAAAGUUAGUGCGGAAGAAGCUUUUUGAUAUUACCAACACACAAAUGCAACCAAAAGUCUGCAAUCAAGCAGAAAAGCCUGCCGAUAAGAACUGCAUUGAGCAACUCUUACAGGAAAAAGCUGCUCUGAUGCAGCUUGUAGCAGAAAGAGAUAAAAUGAUUGAACUGAGUGGAGCUGAGCUGCUGAGGUUGCGAGCCAAUAUAGAGAAACUGCAACAACAGAACUGGAAUCUUGCUCAAUCAAACAGCCAGAUGCUGGCGGAGCUUAAUUUAGGGAAUGAAAAGAUGAAAGCUCUGCAGCAUGAAAUUUUAUGCAAGGCUGCCUUGCUUCAGGGGAAGAACUCUGAAGUGAAGGUAUGCUUCAAAUCUAAGGGAAUUGAAGAUGCGGACAAUGAAAACGAUGGUUCACUGUUAAAGGAAGGAGUGGAAAGCGCAGAGCAGCCCUUGGUGAAAUCCAGCAAUGUUGAAAAGCUUUGCGAUAGGAACAGAAAACCAACUAAAAGGAGUCGAUCUACAGGUUCUGUUACUGGAUCGACAAAGGAUGCAAAUGAAAGCAAAGAGAAGAAAGGAAUGAGGUCGCAACCGAGGAGACGAUCUGCAAGCUUCAAACCCCACGAAUACGAGCCAAUGAUGGAGAACUCAUCCCAAACACAGAAUGCUCGAACUCCUCUCAACAUACUGAAAUCACAUGGCGAAGAAGGCGAAGCAUUCGGAAAACCCCCGAGAAAAACAAGAGAGAAGGAUCGACCAUACAAGGAGAUUAUUCCUCCGGAAGUUAAACUGCGGAGACUAGAAUAAAUUCACCAAAAGGAAGGAGUUUUGUAGACAGUCGUGGAACCAUGUGUGUCGUCAAGUUUGAUGUUGUUGAAUGUUUGUGCAUGGUAUGCGUCCCACGCUCUUAUGUUGUACAUGUAAACCCGGUUGUGUUAAUGUAGCCGAAGUUGAUCGCUGUCUGAAAAGUGAAA
Molecule: messenger RNA, 1572 nt
Organism: Prosopis cineraria
Lineage: Eukaryota; Viridiplantae; Streptophyta; Magnoliopsida; Fabales; Fabaceae
Product: shugoshin-1-like
Exons: 9
Coding region: 587-1405 (272 amino acids)
Biological process (GO): maintenance of meiotic sister chromatid cohesion; meiotic sister chromatid segregation
Cellular component (GO): chromosome, centromeric region
Source: RefSeq, a predicted model, not a curated record